AUGUUAGCUUUUUAUGCAGGGGCACGCGGGGCUUGUGCGGCCGCAGUUGCGGCUUUGCUGCUUCAGCGCUGCCGCGUGGAGUACUGGGGCUCGUCGGUGACGGGCCGCACACAACCGUACGCGCAGGGUGACAUGCUCCCACGUGUGGAUAACACGCGCGCCGCGAUCAAUAAAUCCACCAGCGUGGCCGCGAGUCUUACGGGUAAUUAUUUAGGCAUUGCGUACGACAGCAGUAACAGUUUUUCCGCAGAUGAAUACAACCGGUUGGAGAAGGAACACUACCAGCCUCUGCGGGAUAUCGCACACUACAAGGUGGAGCCGAUCGGUGCGGGCGAUGGCUUGACCACACAGGAGCUGCUGCAGGAGCUGGUCAGGGACAAUGCUGUCGGCCCUGAACUGGCGUAG
Trypanosoma rangeli is the source of this 405-nucleotide messenger RNA. RefSeq lists its product as uncharacterized. Lineage: Eukaryota; Euglenozoa; Kinetoplastea; Trypanosomatida; Trypanosomatidae. The record is from RefSeq and is a predicted model, not a curated record. The coding region runs from base 1 to 405 and encodes 134 amino acids. The transcript has a single exon.